AUACUACACAACACACACACAGCCGCCACCCUCCCUCACCUUCUUGCUUUCUUUCCCUUUUUUUUUUUAAAAAAAUUUUUCUCUAUUAUGUUCUUCAUAUUUCUCUCUUCUUCUCAAUUUAAUGCUAGUUUGAUUUUUCAUUCAACACAAAACAUAACAUAAAAAAAACAAAGAAAAUAUUCUAGAUUGUAAAACAAUGUUCUUCCUCUUUUAUUCAAAAAGUUUCUUUCAUCAAUUUCCUUCCUUUCUUGGCCCCAAGGAUGAAUACUAACAACAAAUCAUCAAUACACAUCAUGGAAGGUGGAAGGAUACUGCUUCAAAAAGAAUGGAUUCACAAAGAAGAGAAAAAUGGGUUUCAUUUUGUUUCACAAAAGUGAAAAGAAAAAAAAAAAAAACUGAAAAAAAACUGAAGAAAAGAAAUUGAAUUUUCCGUUCUUUUUAUUUUUUCCCAGCUGGAUUCCGACCCGGCCGGUUUUUCAAAACCGUCCCCGGUUCAACGGUUUCGACGGUUCAGGGCGGUUCAAUCCGGUUCAGAGCGGUUUUUAUCCGGUUUUACUGACUUCCGGUUCUUGGCCUCCAUCCGGACCGCUGAUGUUCCCGGUUCACGGUUGAACCAGUCGAACCGGCCGGUCCAGUCCGGUUCUUAAAACAUUGAUAUUUCCAUGGAAAUAAAGCCAACAUUUUGUUAUCAACGAUGAUGUAUAUAGGGAUAGCGACUAAAAUACACAAUGUGGCGAAUCCAAGUUUGGACUUAGCUAGGAGAUGGGAUACCCAUAUUUUAACUUCAUUUUACAACAAAGAUUGACCCUUUAAUAUCCUCAAGUUAAAAUAAAUUUGACAACAAUGUAUCUACUCUUUUACCUUAGUAUGAAAUUUAGUAAGAUUAAAGAGUGUCCCGAAUACUCAUUAUUAAGAUCAUUUUCUCUUAUACAUAGAAUCGAAUGAAGUAUUGCAUCGAUCCAAACAUAAUUAAAAAAAUGAAUAAUAAUAACAACGGAAAGAAAGUAAAAAAAAAAAACGUGUUGGUUGUUCUUAAUUCUUCAAAAUCCAAUUCCAUAAUCAAUAAUCUACUCAUUUUUCUCCUCUUUAUUAAAAUUACUCAUUUACCCUUCGUCCCUACCCUUCAGCCUCCAGUGUCAAACAACAAGAAACGACCAGAUCCAUUUUCUGACUCUUGUUUUUAUUUAACUCAAACACCCACUUCUCUUUUUUUUCUCUCUUUCCGAUUCAGCUCUAUUAACCCCUUCCCCACAAAACCCCCAAUUUUCACAAACCCUAAUCUCUCCAAGAUCUUCUUCCUUCCCAUCCAAUCCAAUUUCCCAACAAUCUCAAUUACCGUUGACCACACUCGAGGUUUAUCCAAUACCCAUUUAAAAAAGUUCCGUUUUUCAUUUCUGGGUCGUUUUUUUUUUUUUGCACCCUAGGAAUGUUGGGUACUGGUAUGAACUUUUCACGCGGUCGUGGUGAAGAUCGGUUUUAUAAUCCGCCGCAAGCUCGUCGGUUGGCGGAGAAUGAUAGGAUUCGUAGAGCUCACAGCGAUGUUACGCCGAGUCGGUCGUCUCCUGCGGUGGUAAGAGAUAAAUCGGUGGAUUCGGUUGAAAAGAAACGUGAGAACCGGGUUGGGUCUGAAGAGACCAAGAAAGUAGUUGCAGUGCCUUCAUGUGAACCGGAGGUGAAGCGGUCGAGUAACUUGGAACGGUUCUUGGAAUCAAUUACACCUUCUGUUCCUGCUCAGCAUCUCUCCAAGAGGACUGCGAGAAGCUUUAGGAAGUGCAAUGAGGAAGUUCCGCCUUACUUUGUUCUUGGUGAUUUGUGGGAAUCAUUCAGGGAAUGGAGUGCUUACGGUGCGGGAGUACCACUUGUACUAAACGACAAAGAUAGUGUUGUUCAAUACUAUGUCCCAUAUCUUUCUGGAAUUCAAAUUUAUGUCCAGUCUGCCCAGCCAUCUGUAAAGUCAAGGCAACUAGGUGAGGACAGUGACAGUGAUUUCAGGGACUCAAGUAGUGAUGGUAGCAGUGAUUGUGAACCUGUUAGAGGAUAUAGGGAACAAAGGAAUCUUCCCCAUCUCUCGGAUGAGGUAUCUCAUUGGAUGGGUAGAUUAUCUGUGAGAAAUCAGCAUGCUCUCCCGCAAGAUGGCUUUUCUAGUGAUGAUGGUGAAUCUGUCAAUUCUCAGGGCUACUUGCUAUUCGAGUAUCUUGAACGGGACCCUCCUUACGGCCGUGAGCCUUUGGCUGAUAAGAUUAUGGACCUUGCUUUUCGUUUCCCUCAACUUCUGACACUUAGAAGUUGUGAUAUACUAUCAUCAAGUUGGAUAUCUGUAGCAUGGUAUCCAAUUUACAGAAUCCCAAUGGGUCCAACAUUAAAAGAUCUUGAUGCGUGCUUUCUGACAUACCAUUCUCUUUAUACACCUGUGGGAGGUUCACAAAGAAUGCAGGCUCCUGUACCAUCAUAUCCAACUGAGGUGGACGGUGUCUCAAAAUUGUCUUUACCUGUUUUUGGUCUUGCUUCAUACAAAUUCAAGGGACCUCUGUGGACUCCAACUGGUGGAUACGAGCGCCAGUUAUCCAACUCUCUUUUACAGAAUGCUGAUAAGUGGUUAAGACUGCUUCAGGUCAGUCACCCAGAUUUCCUGUUUUUCAGCCGUUGAUUGCGUUAACGCGCCUGUAACCGUUUCCCUCAGCCAUUUAAGAACCGGUCCUCCUACUUGCCAAUACCUUAGAUGUUGUACUUUAUGAAAAUUGGAAUUAAUCACCUUUUUGACAUAAUUGAAAAAGAAAAGGCGUAAAAGAUGUUAAGAAUCUCCUUUGUAAUUUCCUGCUGUAAUAAGAGAAAGAAUCAGGAGAGUAUAAUGAUAAUAAAGCAGCAAAGCUCUAGACAAGCAGCAGUUUUUAUGGGUAUGUGUUGAUGGUGGAUGUACAGAUUUAACAAAAGCUUCACAAAUGGUGGCUGAUGUUUGUUGUGAGGUUGUUUUGUUUGCUAACAUUGACGACAAGUCCUACACCGGUUGUUUCUUCUUUUCGAAAUAUAUAUUUAUGUUGUGGUAUUAUGGUUUUGUAAAACAGAACAGGCUGCUUUUUUAAUGUCCUGGCAUCCUGCUGUUCACCAUGUAGAAGCUUUAAUUUAUUGGGGGAAUUUUACUCUAAUGCAUAUGGCGCUACUGUUAGGUGUACGUAACUUAUGCUUGAAUUGCCCCAAUUCUGUAUUUUAAUUACUAUAGACUAUAGUUAUGUUUGUUAGCUUCAUUACUGGUAGAACUCUUUUGUUGAGUUUUGAUAUCAAUGAAACAGUUUGUAGGGUGAAA
Trifolium pratense (red clover) is the source of this 3301-nucleotide messenger RNA. RefSeq lists its product as uncharacterized. The record is from RefSeq and is a predicted model, not a curated record. Lineage: Eukaryota; Viridiplantae; Streptophyta; Magnoliopsida; Fabales; Fabaceae. The coding region runs from base 1427 to 2647 and encodes 406 amino acids. The transcript is spliced from 6 exons.